Messenger RNA from Eucalyptus grandis, 1164 nucleotides. RefSeq names its product probable aspartic proteinase GIP2. Gene Ontology annotation, molecular function: aspartic-type endopeptidase activity. The transcript is spliced from 2 exons. NCBI's taxonomy places the organism in Eukaryota, Viridiplantae, Streptophyta, Magnoliopsida, Myrtales, Myrtaceae. The record is from RefSeq and is a predicted model, not a curated record. Gene Ontology annotation, biological process: proteolysis. Bases 1 to 1164 code for a protein of 387 amino acids.
AUGCAGCUAGUUCAAGCAUUAUUGCUUCUCGCACUUGCCCUUGCUGGCUCUCAUGUUUCAGCAUUUCCGCCCUACAAAACCCUAGUUGCACCCAUCACCAAAGACACCACCACUUCUCUCUACACCACCACCCUCAACUUCCAUGAGAACUACCUCGUCGAUCUCGGCGCUCCGUUCUCAUGGUACUCUUGCCAGUAUAAGCACCCUCCCGUAACUUGCAAGGCUGCGCCAUGCAUGUCGGCAAGGUCCUACCUCUCCCCACUUUGCCCUCCAUCCAGCAGCUCCUCCAACAACCGUUGCCAAAAUUGCAUCACCACUCCCGUCAACCCGCUUACCAAAACUUGCGCUCUGUCCGACCUCACGUACAAGAACGUCGCCCUUUAUGUCACAAAUGGCGGACACCCGACUAGUUCUAUAACUUUGAACGACAUAUACAUGUCCUGUGCUCCUGGGUACCUUUUGAAGUCUCUUCCUUCGGGCACUACUGGUUUGGCUUCCCUUUCGUGGGCUUCUCUCGCUCUUUCGACACAACUAACCCCUCCUCGUUUGGGAAUAACCAAGAAAUUCGCUAUGUGUCUUCCUAGUGUUUCUAAUGGUAAGGGUACGCUUUUCUUUGGAAACGGCCCGUAUCUCUUUAGGAGCCCAGCCUUGGUUGAUGUAUCCAGAUACCUUUCCUACACCCCAUUGGUAAAGAACCCUAAAUCAUCUGACUACUACAUCGGCCUCAACGGCAUAUCAGUUGCUGGGAAGGCAGUCCGUUUCCCAAGAAACGCAUUUUCCAUUGAUUCUUUUGGCCGUGGCGGCACGAAGCUGAGCACUGUGCUUCCUUACACUGUUCUCAGGAGCGAUGUCUAUGAUGCCUUGUCAGGGAGUUCAAGAUGGCCACCAAGCACAUUCCUCAAGCGAGAAAGUCUGCAAGUGGCGAGUGGGAAGGACUGGACAAUCUCUGGAGCGAACUCGAUGAAGCAAGUGAGCAAGGAUGUGGCCUGCCUGGCCUUCGUGGACGGAGGGAAGGCGGCCGAGCAAGCAGUGGCCAUCGGGUCUUACCAAAUGGAGGACAACUUCCUUGUGUUCGAUCUGGCUCAAUCGACGCUGGGGUUCAGUUCCUCAUUGCUGGGCUAUGCCACUACUUGCGCCAACUUCGAUUUCACAGUCAAACCUUGA